Messenger RNA from Podarcis muralis (Common wall lizard), 5134 nucleotides. It is a transcript of the gene MCM9, whose product is annotated as minichromosome maintenance 9 homologous recombination repair factor. Gene Ontology annotation, molecular function: ATP binding; ATP hydrolysis activity; single-stranded DNA helicase activity. Gene Ontology annotation, cellular component: MCM complex; nucleus. The record is from RefSeq and is a predicted model, not a curated record. Gene Ontology annotation, biological process: double-strand break repair via homologous recombination. Lineage: Eukaryota; Metazoa; Chordata; Lepidosauria; Squamata; Lacertidae.
UCUGCUCUUUGCAACAAGUCACAAAACCAUCAACCCCCGGGGGCUCACGGCGCCCUGAGCGCGGCGGCGGGGCGGUGCUUUGCUUCCCACGAGCGCUGCGCUCCGGAGGCGGGAAAUACCGCUUCCUUCUGGGGCUGCAGCCGGCUCGGUGCCCCCCUCCCUCCCCCGUCCACACACAGCGCUUGCCUGAGAAGGUUUAGCCUGAGGCGCGCGAUGUUUUCAAGCAGAGCUCAGUGGAGAAGAGAACAUGCGCAAAGUGCCUCUCCCUCCGCUCUGGGGACAUAGUCAGCAGCGUGUUAGGUUUUUGUGGGGACCGCUUUGCCGGGUUCACUAUGCUUCUAAGUACUGAACAGAUAAACCUAAUUGGACAAGUGUUUGAGUCGUAUGUUCUGGAACACCACAAAAACGACCUCUUGCUGAUUUUAAGAGAAAAAGAUGAUGAUACACAUUACCCAGUUAUUGUUGAUGCUAUGACGCUAUUUGAGACCAACAUGGAAGUUGGUGAAUAUUUCAAUGCUUUUCCCAAUGAAGUGCUCCCCAUUUUUGACAAUGCGUUGCGCAGGGCAGCCAUGACCCUUUCUCAGUCCGUUCCUCAAAUGGAUGACUUUGUUGUUAAACAGAACCUUCAUGCCAGGAUAUCAGGUUUGCCGGUUUGCCCAGAGCUAACCAGAGAACACAUCCCAAAGACCAGAGAUGUGGGACACUUCCUCUCAGUCACUGGCACUGUUAUUCGUACCAGCCUUGUGAAAGUCCUGGAGUUCGAACGGGAUUACAUGUGCAACAAGUGCAAGCAUGUGUUUGUGGUCAAGGCUGACUUUGAACAAUACUAUGCUUUCUGCCGUCCUCCAGCCUGUCCUAAUGAAGAAGGCUGCAACUCAUCUAAGUUUACUUGCCUCUCUGGAACAUCCUGUGCUCCCAACAGCUGCAGAGACUACCAAGAAAUCAAGAUUCAGGAGCAGGUUCAAAGGCUCUCUGUUGGAAGUAUUCCUCGUUCUAUGAUAGUUGUCCUUGAAGAUGACUUAGUUGACAGCUGCAAAUCUGGUGAUGACAUAACAGUUUAUGGAGUAGUAAUGCAGAGGUGGAAACCUUUUCACCAGGAUGCACGCUGUGAUGUAGAGAUUGUCUUAAAGGCCAAUUACAUUCAAGUAAACAACGAGCAGAUGUUAGGUGUUAUAAUUGAUGAGGAGGUCCGCAAGGAAUUUGAAGAUUUUUGGGAAAAACAUAGGGGUGAUCCCUUAGCAGGGAGAAAUGACAUUUUAGCAAGCUUGUGCCCUCAGAUUUUUGGGUUGUAUCUCGUGAAGUUGGCAGUAGCCAUGGUGCUUGCAGGGGGUGUGCAGAGAACAGAUGCUGCAGGCACUCGGGUUAGAGGUGAAUCACAUCUUUUAUUGGUUGGAGACCCUGGAACAGGGAAGUCUCAGUUUCUGAAAUACGCAGUAAAGAUUACUCCGCGUUCUGUACUUACAGCAGGAAUUGGAUCCACAAGCGCAGGUUUAACAGUGACUGCUGUGAAAGACUCUGGAGAGUGGAACUUGGAGGCUGGAGCCCUCGUGCUGGCUGAUGGGGGACUUUGCUGUAUUGAUGAGUUUAACAGCAUCAAGGAACACGACAGAACCAGCAUUCACGAGGCAAUGGAACAACAGACCAUCAGCGUGGCCAAGGCUGGUUUAGUGUGCAAGCUGAACACAAGGACCACUAUCUUGGCAGCAACCAAUCCAAAGGGGCAGUAUGACCCUAAUGAAUCUGUCUCUGUGAACAUCGCCCUUGGCAGCCCUCUCCUUAGCAGGUUCGACCUUGUCCUGGUAUUGCUGGAUACAAGAAAUGAAGAAUGGGAUCGCAUAAUUUCCUCAUUCAUACUGGAAAACAAAGUUCUUUCUGCAAACUCUUCUCAUGCAGCUUGCCCAAGUGUGUCUGAAAAGCUGUGGACUAUGGAAAAAAUGAAAACAUAUUUCUGCCUUAUAAAGAACCUGCAGCCGGUAUUGACUGAUGAAAGCAACUUGAUUCUUGUCCGCUAUUAUCAGAUGCAGAGGCAGAGCGAUUGCAGGAACGCUGCGCGAACCACCAUCCGCUUAUUAGAGAGCUUGAUACGAUUAGCUGAAGCACAUGCUCGGUUGAUGUUUAGAGAUACUGUGACUGUGGAAGAUGCAGUAACCGUGGUUUCAGUGAUGGAGUCUUCAAUGCAGGGAGGUGCACUCCUUGGAGGUGUCAAUGCACUGCACACAUCAUUUCCUGAAAAUCCACUGGAGCAGUAUCGAAUGCAGUGUAAACUGAUCCUCGAGAAGCUGGAACUCCAGGACAUUCUGCGUGAAGAAUUCCAAAGACUUGACAGAUUGAAGAAUGAAAAUUUGUCUCAGUUUCUGCAGUCCAAAGAGGCAUCCUCAAACAAUCGCACACUUGAGAAACUGGAGCAGAUGUCUCAUCCACAACAUUCAGACCAAGAGGGCAAUAAUAUACAAUUGCAACCUGAUAAGCAUCCAAUAUUCUCAAGCAGCCAGACAUCUGAUGAUAACAGAGUAACAAAGGAAUGGGGCAAACCCAGUGAAUGCAGCAAGGACAGUAGCUUGAGCUGGUUUGACAGUAUGACGGACAGCAGCGCUGAAGCUGAGAAGAGCAUUUAUGAGUCUCCAGUUGCAAGAAUGUCUCCAACUGCAAGAACGUCUUUGAAAGCCCCACACAACAAACCCUGCUCUAAAGAAAGAAAUGACUUAAGUGAAGCCAAGCAAACCACACCAACAACAAUAGCCCUGGGAAAUGCUUGCAGACAGGCUGCCUCUAGUCUUGAUGGGGGGAAGGCAACCAAGUCCACAAGCUUACCUUCAGGAGCAAGUGACAAAGGCCCAAAUGCAGCGGAUUGUACCUCACCUGAUUUAGUGAUUACUCACAGGGCCUCUAAGAAAUGGCACAGGGAAAACAUUGAAGGAGUUAAUGGGUUUUGUGCAAGUACCCCAGAUCCGAAGGUUGAGUGUUCUCCAACUUUAUUUUCUCCUGGUCCAGCUGCUGUUCCACAACACCCCAGAACAGACUUGGGUGCUUCACCACCUCACAGGCAACAGAAGUCUGCUACUUCAACCAGAAAGCGAAACAGAGGCCAAACAAAUAAAGGUGAAGCAGGAAGUUCUACUAAACCUGGAAUCCUGGAAGAUUUGGGACCUGCAGCUGCUAAAGUAGCUAAGUUCCAACGUAAGCAGAAGCCAAAGCUUGCUUGGCCUUCUGAAAAUGAAAAUCAUGCCCAAUUGCCUGAUACUGUCUGCAGCCCUCACACUUCUACCAAAACUGUGUCAAAAGUGGGGAAGCCAAGGGGAGAAGGCUGUCCUGAGAAACACCACAAGGAACACAAUACUAAGGUGGGAAAUAAUAGAAUGGAGAAACGCCCCUGUGAUAACCAAAGAGAGGAGGAGGAGCAAAACGAUCAUUCACUCCCUUCCUCCACAAAAAAGGCAAGAAUGAGAGAGGAAAUAUCAGAUGGUGCGAACACGAAAAAAGUGUGCUCCAGUAUACUGGCAAAAUUAGCCAGCUUUGCCUUCAAGCCAUCAGCUGAAUCAAAGCCAAAGUCUCCAGUUUUGUUGCAUGUCACCAGUAAUGACAGGGACAAACAGAGGGAGCCAUUGGAAGCCCAAACCUCCAAUAGCGUGGGGCACUCAAGGAAGUGCUUUGAACUGGGAAGAGCCAGCCCUGGCACAGGGAAAUCUUUGUUCUCAAUAGCUGAUUUUGAUGAUUCCACCCUAGACUUUGACUGGGAUGAAGAAAGCAAGAGGAAACUGAAAUCUUAAAAAGAACUUCUGCUUCCUCCUCAAAAUGGCACUGCAAAAUGCUGAAAAUGAAAUCUGUUUUAAUCUUGCCUAAAUGAACCUACAAAAUGGCCUCUUUACAAAUGCUGGGAUCCUGAGCUUACUCCUGCUGGUGGAAGCAUCCUCUGAGCAAAGUUCCACUCAUGUGAUACUUCUGUCAGCAGAACAGGAGAAGUGACCUUCAGUAAUUUUCUCCUUCCUUUUGUAGUCCCAUCCCUCCUGCCCUGUCCCAAAAACCUUGUUUGGACAGUUCUCCAAAGCAGCAUGAGACAUGGGAAUGAAGAACUGGAGAAAAUGCCUUGCCCCUUUCUGCCAGCAGAAUCAUGCACUAGAUCCGAGUCCCAUCAGUGAAUGGAAGGAUCCUCUCCAUUCACAGAAACCUAGUUAGGAUUCAAGGUAAUUACAAAGAACAUACAGGUUUUCUAAAUCUUGGCGUCCUUAAAUGUGGUACUUUUAGGACGCCCAGACUGCUGUCCUCAAACAGAAGUUAGUAGACAGCUAUGGAGUUAGCAGACUACUGUGUUGAAGAUAGUAGACUACUAUGGAGCAUUGCCUUGAGGCAAGCACCAGAUCAGGUGCCAUUGCAACUAAUUCCUCUUCUCCUCCAAGAUGUCUGAUUCCACUGACUGUUUUGUUGGCAUAUUUUAGAUACCACUUGGUUAAACCGAGGGAGGAAUAACCCCUGACAAUGAAGCAUAGGUUUUUUUAUUUAGAUUUCUCUUUCAGUCAGUCUACUGCACAAAUGCUUGAUUCCACCAGGUGUAAUUAUAGUCAUCUUCCUAUUAAUACCUCCCACCUGAGAAAAAUCAUGCCUUUAAAAAGAGCUAUUGCAUAGUUUUCUCUUCUCCAUCUUCCUUUUAAUGCUUGCUGCAUUGCAAUGCUUAGGCCAUAAAGCACCUCAAAUCAUUUAUCCCAGGCUGGUUCCAUUUCAGAAUGUGGCUUUUGGGCUACGCCUUUCAUUGUCUUCCAGCUGUGAAAUUUACAUUUUGUGGCGUAAGUAACAUACCACAGCUUUUUGUGCAGAGACUAUGAAUGAGCUCUGUUCAUCUAGUAAUACAGAAUAACCCAAAGCUGUUUGGUUCAUGGUAUUUUACUGGAGAAUUUCGUUUAAUUAUUUGCUAUAGGUCCCUCAACAUAAAUUAGUUUUUUCAUUGUUGUAUUAUAUCACAAUAAUUGGGGGAGUACAUACGUAUUUGUUCAAUAAGGGGUUUUAUUUCUUUGCCCAGUCCAAAGAAACUGCACAGCUUAAAAUGAUUGAUGGAGGAGAUGGGCUUUGGCACCAUACAUACGCUAUUUAAAAUCUGUGAUCUUCAUUGCUGUCCUUCAAUAAAGUAUCAGUUAGCAGGUUC